AUGGACCGAUACUGCGGCGCCAUCAAACAAAAAGGCUCCCCUGUCCCUGUGGUAUAUGGCUUUUUUGACGGUACCAAGCUGGCUGUCAGUCGAAUUUCAUCCACUGGCAAUGGCGACAACCUCCAGCAGCAACACCCGAUGGCAUCUGCAUUCACUUCUUCGGUCCAGUGGAAGGGAGAAAGCACGACAUGA
Molecule: messenger RNA, 192 nt
Organism: Aphanomyces invadans
Lineage: Eukaryota; Oomycota; Saprolegniomycetes; Saprolegniales; Verrucalvaceae
Exons: 2
Coding region: 1-192 (63 amino acids)
Source: RefSeq, a predicted model, not a curated record